GACGCGUAAACUAUACACUUACUCGGGAGAGUUAGGUAGCUUUAUAAAAUAUGGCGUUUAAAUAUUUUUUGGAAAUUCUCGUUUUAGCUAUUUGUGUUGAAUUUGGCUCGUCGAUUCGGUGCUACGAGUGUAACAGCGCGAACAACUCCAUGUGUUUGAACCCCACUAUCUACGACACGGAGACCGUACAGAAGUAUCUCCGCGCCACCAGCUGUGAUCAUAGCGCGUUCUUAGGACCAAAUCCACCAGCAGCCAAACAGAUGUUCUGCAGAAAAAUAAUUCAGACUAUUCUCCACAAGGGUCACGAUGCUGAGGUCCGAGUGACUCGUGGCUGCGGCUGGGUUAGACAUCAUAAGGACUGCUACAAAGCUGACAAUGAAGAUCAUCUGGAAACAGUAUGCCAGUGCUUCACCGAUGAUUGUAAUGGGGCUAUGACAUUGAAACAUAGUCUUGUAAUUACGUUUAUUAGCUUAGGGUUACUAUUGUUAAAAUAUUACUAACUUUACAACACUACUCGUAAAGACAACUUCUUCUAAAUUUGACUCGGAGUUUCUAUGUUUGUAAAGGAAUUCCUCUGAGGUUCAAAGGUUCUGAAAAUCUUUAUCACUCAGAACAUAAAAUGAUAAUUAAUAAUUUAUUUUAUUACAUUAUAAAUUAAUAUAAACUAGGUUACAAACGACAACUGUGAGGAGCAGCGUGAACGUAUUUUAGGUAUUUUAAUAUUAGGAGCUAUUCACUUUGCGCAGCGAAUACGGCGAUGGGUAUAAAAAUAAAUUCUUAUUACCAGUGGCUUUGCCGCACUUCUAAAGGCUCACUUAUAUUGGUUUAGCUUGUGAUCAACAUUAAGUCUUUCAUUGACUGGCCUGCUUUUCCACCACUAAAAACGGUCACAAUUAUCAAGUUGGAUUAAGAUCGGCAUAACUGUUCGACUUACUAACCGAUUCAAGCUCCUUUUUAUUGAUUUAGUUCUCCAGCCAAUAUAGUUUGUAUAAGAAAUAAAACUGCUUCUAUUGAUUCAAGAACAACAUAAAAAGUAAACUCAUCAUUUUAUUAUCAAAUUAUGAUGAUUUUUUUACAUUUAAUAUUUUAUCUUAUUACUUGUAUACCAUACAGGGUAAGAUAUUCUGUAAUUGAAAAGAUUAUUGGCUUAACCAAUAAUUGUUGUGCAUAAUAAGUUUAAAAAAAAAAUCGAAUCUGAAAUCAAUAAUAGCACUUGCUAUAGAUAGACAACAUUACUUAGAAGCGAGGCGGUGAAUUGGUGAAACUUUGAAUAAAAUGUUUACUCAAAAUCAUAAUUAAAUAAUAAAUUAAUGUAAUAAAAUUGUAUGUUUGUAUGAGAAAAGGAGAUACAUGCCAACAUACUACUAUGUAUUAAAACUACGUAAAAAAUGAUGACAAAAUAUUAAUUUACGUACGGAGUAAUGAUCAUUUUGUGUCAUUUCUUUUGUAAUAUAUUUUUAAAUUGUAUUAUAAAAAUAUGUUAAGCAGGGUAUAAAUGUAAAAUAUUU
Molecule: messenger RNA, 1508 nt
Organism: Vanessa atalanta (red admiral)
Lineage: Eukaryota; Metazoa; Arthropoda; Insecta; Lepidoptera; Nymphalidae
Exons: 3
Coding region: 51-500 (149 amino acids)
Biological process (GO): sleep; regulation of synaptic transmission, cholinergic; positive regulation of voltage-gated potassium channel activity
Source: RefSeq, a predicted model, not a curated record